AUGUUGAAAGUUCAAAACAUUCAAAAUAAUAACACUAAAAAAUGUUUUAAUCUUAACGUUAAUCUCGUUAAUGCUAGAAACAACAGCAUCAACAACAAAAACAGCAACAACAACAUCACAAAUAUUGUGGCAAAUGAUGGCAGAUACAAUCUGCGUAGUAAAACUCACACUGCCACCUUACGCCAGUUAAACAACACGUCCAACAACAACCACACAAAAAACACCAACCACACAAAAAACAAUAACAACAACAACAACAACAACAACAGCCAGAACAACACCAGCAACUGCAUAAGAAUGGCAGACAAAGAGGCUGUAAAGACAGCGGCUCAAAAGAGGACUGCCCUGUGCAACUUGAAUAAAAAUGUUUGCGCCAACAACAAGAAUGAUAGGAGAAAGGUUCAAAAUUUUAAACAUCUCCCUUACAGCAACAUCAGCAAUCUUAUAGCUGCUCCAAAAGUCAGCAAUGAAACCAAAUCGAAAAAUGUGAGGAACGUUAACAGGACUACAAUUGCACCGACAAAAUCUUACCUCACAAAAAACAAACCAGUCACAAAAGGGACCAACGACCGCACAAAAUUUGCCCUGAAAAAGGCUCCACUCAAAAUUCUGGUUACUGAUAACUUAACACAAAACAACAUCAGCGGCAACAACUGUAACAACAACCAAACUUUUGGAUUACGUCUUUCAAAGGAUGAAAAGUCGAAGUUGGCCCAAGUUGACAAAACAUCUUGUUCAUUUCGCCACAAGUCUUCUUCAUCAUCAUCAUCUUCUUCUUCUUCAUCAUCAUCAUCUUCUUCUUCAUCGAUAUUAUCUGGACCAACUUCUGCAUUUGAAAGCCCAAACUUUGAAAUUGUUAUACGAACCUUAUACGAAAGCGUCUCCAUCGUUUCAGAUUUGAUUGCUUGGAACGGCCACCGACUGUCGAAGAAGAGAAAACGUGCAGAGGCUGAAGGCAGUGAGGGGCUGGCAGGUGAGUUGGCAGGUUUCAUUCCUUCUUUUGAAAGUUUGAACUAA
This is a messenger RNA of Helobdella robusta, 1017 nucleotides long. RefSeq lists its product as hypothetical. NCBI's taxonomy places the organism in Eukaryota, Metazoa, Annelida, Clitellata, Rhynchobdellida, Glossiphoniidae. The record is from RefSeq and is a predicted model, not a curated record. The transcript has 3 exons. The coding region runs from base 1 to 1017 and encodes 338 amino acids.